AUGGCGGAGUACACGCACUGCAAGGAGUUGCAAAUUGCUUGUCAAAAUAUAAUUAGUGUAGUUGUAUGUUAUUCCAUAUCUCCUCUCUCCUUCCUGUUGAUAUUAUUGUUAGCCCCGCCUCCCAUUUUAACCACAGCAUCACUCUCAUCCCAGCUAAGAGCUCUCCUCCAAUGGAAAUCCACGCUCCGAAACCAAACCCCACUCUCUUCGUGGUCCCCCUCUACUCCCCCGUGUUCAUGGGCCGGCCUCACCUGUACCCGGUUCAACUCUUCGGCCCAGGCUUACGUCCUCGUCACCGAAAUCGGGCUUCCAGCCCAAAACCUCACCGGCCGACUCGACGCCUUGGACUUCGCUCCGUUCUCGGGUUCCCUGACUCAUCUCGAUCUCUCCGGCAACUUUCUUCACGGGCCGAUACCCGGGACGAUCGGCCUGCUCCAUCGACUCAGGGACCUAUACCUACCCGACAACCAGCUUUCGGGCCCAAUUCCGGCCCAAAUAGGCCGGCUCCGAAGCCUGUCGAGGCUGGCUUUGUAUUCGAAACAGCCUCGGGGGCCUCGUGAGGCUGCAGAACCUGGUCUUCCCGGACAACGCUCUUUCCGGCGGGAUCCCGGGCGAGAUCGGGAACCUGAGGGAGCUGAGGGUGCUGAGCCUGCACGACAACGACCUCACCGGCGGACGGAGCUCUCCCUCUUGUAUCUGUACAGGAAUCGGUUGUCCGGUAGCAUCCCGCCGGAGCUCGGGAAGCUUGGGAACCUGGUGCACCUGUAUCUCUACACCAACCACUUGUCUGGGGACAUUCCUGCGGAGCUGGGAAACCUUACGAGCCUGAUGCACGCCGUGCUGUCUGAUAACCACCUCGUCGGUCCGAUCCCUUCGAGCUUCAGGAACCUGGUGAGCCUCGAGAUUCUGUACCUCCAAUAUAACCACAUUUCCUCCUCCAUCCCUCCGGAGCUCGGCGAGCUCCAGAGCUUGGCGCUGCUGAAUGCCUCGGGGAACAGCCUCGCCGGCGUCUUGCCAGCGUCGUUCGGAAACAUGUCGUCGCUCCGCCGUUUGUCCCUCUUCAGCAACCAAAUAUCUGGUUUUGUACCCCCCGAGCUCGGAAACGCGACCAGCUUAGCCUAUCUCGACCUCGCCAACAAUCUACUGACCGGGUCGGUUCCUCCUGCUCUCGGGAACCUGAGGAACUUGACCACACUUGCUCUCCCCAACAAUCAAGUCUCGGGCUCGAUCCCAAGGGAGUUGGCAAAUCUCCGGAACCUGCAGCAGCUAAUUCUUGAGAUAAACAAUCUCACCGGCCCAAUUCCUUCGUCUCUCGGAAAUCUCAGUAGCUUAGUAGACCUGAGAUUGUCUCUGAAUCAGCUCUCAGGUUCUUUGCCUCCAGGAAUCUCGAAACUAGCCAACUUUGUAUCGUUUGAAUUGAGUAACAACAGUUUUUCAGGCUCUUUGCCGCCCGAUAUUUGCAGAGGGGGAGCUCUUGAGUUCUUCGUUGUGAGCUACAAUCAGUUCCGAGGUGAAAUACCGAGGAGCAUUAGGAAUUGCACUAGCUUGAUUCGAGCUCGUCUUGAGGGUAACAACCUCUCUGGCAACUUCUUCGAUGCCUUUGGAGUUCACCCGAAUUUAGUGUAUAUUGAUCUGAGCUCCAAUAAGCUCUCUGGUGAGAUUUCACCCAGCUGGGGAGGAUGCUCUAACUUAACUAGCUUAAGGAUCUCAAAUAACAAUAUCAGUGGAAGAAUUCCAUCUGAAUUGGUUCGCUUAUCUGGGCUCGGAGUAUUAGAUAUAUCUUUGAAUCGGUUGAAUGGAGGGAUACCAGCAGAUGUCGGUAAUCUGACAUCAUUGUUCAACUUGAAUAUGAGCAACAACCAAUUGACAGGGGAACUGCCAGUUGGAAUCAGUAAACUGUCAGAGCUCCAGUUUCUUGAUCUAUCAUCAAACAACUUGACAGGUUCAGUGCCAGAACAACUCGGUGAUUGUUCUAAGCUCCUAUUCUUGAAUUUGAGCAAUAAUCAUCUGAACGGUAGCAUCCCAUUUCAAAUUGGCAAUCUCCUAAGCUUGCAGCAGUCAUUGGAUUUGAGUCGCAACUCAUUCAGUGGCACUAUACCAGCCCAAAUUGGAAACUUGAUGAGGUUACAGUACCUGAACUUUUCUCACAAUAUGAUAUCAGGCUCAAUUCCAUCUUCAUUCAAGGACUUACUUAGCCUAUCAAAUAUAGAUUUAUCAUACAACCUCCUCGAAGGGCCGGUCCCUGACACUCAAUUCUUUCAGAAUGCAUCAGAGGCCUCAUUCUCGCACAAUAAAGAUUUGUGUGGAAAAAUUCGAGGUCUGCAUCCUUGCAAGUCAAAUUCCAUAAGCAAUAGCAACACCCAUAAAAAAAAUUCCAAGAAAUUCAUUUUGGCUGUCGUGCUCACUGUCAUCGGUGUCUUGUCUCUUCUCCUUCUAAGUUUGAUCCUUAUCAAGAAGAGAUCAAAAGGAACCGAGAAUGGCACAAGAGAAGCAAGCGUUAGAGAUACUUUCGCGAUUUGGAACUUUGAUGGGAAAAUUGCAUACGACGAUAUAGUUACAGCAACAGAAGAUUUCGAUGAAAAAUACCUGAUUGGUAUGGGGGGAUAUGGUAGUGUGUACAAAGCAACUCUGCCCACACAAGAAAUUGUAGCUGUAAAGAAAAUCCACCCAUUAGCUGAGAAUAAUGCAGAUGAGAAAAGUUUCAGGAAUGAAAUCCAAGCACUUACCCAGAUUCGCCAUCGCAAUAUUGUGAAGCUUUAUGGAUUCUGUUCAACAAAUAGAUGCAAGUUUCUAGUGUACGAGCUCAUGGAACGGGGAAGCUUGGCGAGCAUUCUUGAUAAUGAUGAAGGAGCCAUGGAUUUGGAUUGGAACAGAAGAGUGAGCAUUAUCAGAGAUGUUGCAUAUGCUUUAUCUUAUAUGCAUCACGAUUGUAGUCCUCCGAUUAUUCAUCGUGAUGUAUCGAGUAAAAAUAUUCUGCUGGAUUCUGAGUAUAAGGCUUGUGUAUCGGAUUUUGGGACAGCGAGGCUUUUGAAGCCUAACUCGUCGAAUUGGACUUCAGUUGCAGGAACUCAUGGAUAUGUGGCCCCAGAACUUGCCUACACAAUGAGGGUGACCGAAAAAUGCGAUGUGUACAGUUUUGGAGUACUAACACUCGAAAUAAUAAUGGGAAGACACCCAUCAGAUCUCAUCCCAAUUCUAUCAUCAUCAUCCGCGACAACAGAUCAAGAUGUGUUACUACCCGAUAUCAUGGACCAUCGUCCACCUCUUCCUACAUUCCCCACUGCAGAUUCAGUACUUUUUGCGGCCAGGGUUUCAGUGAAAUGUUUAAGUACUGAUCCACAAGCUCGCCCAUCGAUGAUGCAGGUAUCACAGGAGCUAAUUCCCCGAAACCCACAACCCUUUAUCAAGUCUCUACAUGCUAUUAAGUUGUCAGAUAUUACAGAUUGUUAGAUGUAACAUAUAUUGUGAUAUUUCAUCGACAUCGGUAUUAUUGACGAGAAGUUAAUUAUAGAUUUCGUCAAUAUUCGUGUAUGUAUGUCCGAAAAAGGCUUUUGAAAGGAUGGGAAAUUAAUGUUUAUUCCUCAUUGACUACA
Molecule: messenger RNA, 3593 nt
Organism: Asparagus officinalis (garden asparagus)
Lineage: Eukaryota; Viridiplantae; Streptophyta; Magnoliopsida; Asparagales; Asparagaceae
Product: MDIS1-interacting receptor like kinase 2
Exons: 5
Coding region: 1-3450 (1149 amino acids)
Biological process (GO): protein phosphorylation
Cellular component (GO): plasma membrane
Molecular function (GO): ATP binding; protein binding; protein kinase activity
Source: RefSeq, a predicted model, not a curated record